UUUUUUUCGUUUUUUUUUUUUUUUUUUUNAUAAUGCCGCCUCCUUUUUCUGGUUCAACGUGUUCUUCUUCUGAUUUGAUUCACCCGCCAUUAAACCCUGAAUCUAAUAUCGUCGCCAUUAACGUUGGUGGCCAUUUCUUUCAAACUACCAAGCAAACCCUAGCCCUAGCCGGUUCCAAAUCUCUGUUAUCAACGCUCUUCGAUUCAUCGCAAUCCGAUGUGCCGUUUAUCGAUCGAGAUCCCGAUCUCUUUUCUCUCAUACUUUCGCUUCUCAGAACGGGUUACCUUCCGUCUAAAGCCAAGGCGUUUGAUCUGCAAGACCUAAUUUCGGAGUCGCAGUUCUAUGGAAUCGAAUCGCUUUUGAUCAAUUCUUUGUCUAAUCCUUCCCAAUUUGAAGCUUUCAACCUUGAGAAAUCGCUGAUUUUGCCCCUCAAUGGCCGAGAUCCUCCGGCGGCGAUUACGACGACACCGUUUGGAUCGGUCCACGUCGCUCACGGCGGCAAGAUCACCUCCUUUGAUUGGUCGCUUCAGAGGAAGACGACGAUUCUGACGCAAUUCUCAGCGAUCGAUUCCCUUCUAGCGUUGUCGCCUUCGGUGGCCGCUGCCGGUGCCACCGAUUUCUCUGGACUGCAAGUCCUCGAUCUCGAUACCGGCCACGUGAGAACGAUUCUUAAUUGGGAGAACGUGACUCGAUCAAGUUCCACCGUGCAAGCCAUUGGAGCCUCCUCUCAAUUUCUCUUCACCAGCUUCGAAUCAGGCAGAAGAAACUCAAAUUCCAUUAUGAUAUACGAUUUACAAACCUUCAGUCCCGUUAAUGAAAUUGGCCACAAUGAGAUCUUCGGAGCGGAUAUCGACUCAGCAAUCCCAGCCACAAUGUUGAAUUGGGUUGCAGGUUAUAAUUUGUUAAUGGCUUCUGGGUCUCACAGUGGACCUUCUGGUGUACAGGGCAACAUCAAAUUUUGGGACAUUAGAACAGGAAACAUAGCUUGGGAGCUGAAGGAGAAAGUGGACUGUUUCUCAGACAUGACAAUAUCUGAGAACCUGUCUGCCAUUUUCAAGAUUGGUGUGAGCUCUGGUGAAGUUUACAGUGCAGAUUUGAGGAAGCUUGGAGAUGGGAAUCCAUGGAUCCUCCUAGGGGACAGGAUGAAGGUGGUGAAUGGGAAGAAGGCAGGGGCUGGGGGGAAGAUUGAGAGUUAUGGAAAUCAGGUGUUUUGUAGCAGAGAAGGAGGGAUCAUAGAGUUGUGGUCAGAAGUAGCAGUUGAAAAUGGAGGAAGCAAGGAAGGAGGAUUAAGGUUAGAGGAGAGAGUUUUUAGGAAGAAUGUGAUGGGGAGAGUGAAGGAUUUGGGAGGUGGGAGAGUGACCAAAUUGGCAUUUGGAGGGAAUAAGAUGUUCGUGACAAGAAAAGACCAGCAAUCUGUGGAGGUUUGGCAGAGUACAAAUAAGCGUCCGUCUUAGAUUGAAUCAAAGUGGUAGAUAUUGAUGAUGCAAGAGGGAACAAUUCUCCAUUACAACACAUAAUAGAAAACUUAAUUUACACACAAAUUCAUGUCAGUCGUCGUCCUGAAGGACCAAAUAAGCAAACAAAA
Cucurbita pepo subsp. pepo (vegetable marrow) is the source of this 1585-nucleotide messenger RNA. Its product is annotated as BTB/POZ domain with WD40/YVTN repeat-like protein. Gene Ontology annotation, molecular function: protein binding. Lineage: Eukaryota; Viridiplantae; Streptophyta; Magnoliopsida; Cucurbitales; Cucurbitaceae. Gene Ontology annotation, biological process: protein homooligomerization. The record is from RefSeq and is a predicted model, not a curated record.